AUGGCAAAGGUAUUCGAUGCGACAGAAGUCGCAAAACACAACACUCGGGAGAGCUGUUGGGUAGUGCUAUAUGGCAAGGUCUACGAUGUUACCGACUUCCUGGGCAGUCACCCUGGCGGUGCAAAGAUUAUUCUCAAACUUGCAGGUCAAGAUGCCACCGAGGAAUAUGAUCCAAUUCACCCACCGGGUAUCCUCGAAGAGGAACUCAAGCCCGAGGCAUGUCUAGGAACAAUCGACGCAAGCACAUUACCAAAGGAGGAGACAUCCUCCGAGCCACAAGAAGUGCUCGAGGGACCACCGCCCAUGGAGAACCUUCUCAAUCUAGAUGAACUAGAGGAAGUGGCUGCUAAGCAAGUAAGCAAGAAGGCUUGGGCAUACUACUACUCCGCAUCGGACGACAAAGUCAGCAAAUCCUUCAACAACAAAGUAUACCAGUCCGUCCUUCUACGCCCGAGAGUCUUCGUAGACUGCACAAAGUGCGACUUGGACACAACAGUUCUCGGCUAUAACCUCAAAACACCCAUCUACGUCUCCCCCGCAGCAAUGGCCCGUCUAGGCCAUCCAUCCGGCGAAGCCGGCAUCGCAGAAGCAUGCCGCAGUUUCGGCGCGAUGCAAAUAAUCUCCAACAACGCAUCCAUGACACCCGAACAAAUCGUGGCCAACGCCUCACCGGACCAGAUUUUCGGCUGGCAACUAUACGUCCAGAUCGACCGCAAAAAGAGCGAAACAAUGCUCGCCCGCAUCAACAAGCUCAAAGCGAUCAAAUUUAUCGUUCUAACCCUGGACGCCCCAGUUCCAGGCAAACGCGAGGACGACGAGCGAGCGGGUAUGACAGGACGCACAGCCGCGGUGACCAGCGGCGUGAAAGCCGCCGAGCGCUCCUCGGACGACACGCCCAACCCGACAGAAGGGUCUGGCGGUGUUGGCCAGCAAUUGUUCGCAGGCACCGAUCCAUCCCUGUCGUGGACACAGACUCUCGCCUGGCUCGCUACCCAGACGGAUCUGCCUAUUGUUUUGAAGGGUCUGCAGACUCACGAGGAUGCGUACCUUGCCUCGCUGCAUGCACCCCAGGUCAAGGGCAUCAUUCUCUCGAACCACGGUGGACGGGCGAUGGAUACUGCGCCUCCGGCUGUGCAUACUCUUUUGGAGAUUCGGAAGUAUUGUCCCGAGGUCUUUGAUAAGAUUGAGGUGUAUGUCGAUGGCGGUAUUCGUCGCGGUACUGAUGCCGUCAAGGCUCUUUGUCUCGGUGCGAAGGCUGUCGGUCUUGGGCGCGCCGCUCUUUGGGGUCUUGCGGCUGGUGGAGUCGAUGGUGUUCGUCGGACUUUGCAGAUUCUGAAUGAUGAGAUGAAGACAUGUAUGCGUUUGCUUGGUGUGGAGCGAGUUGAACAAUUAGGUCUCCAACAUAUCAACACUCGCAUGACUGAGCAACAGAUCUAUGAUGGUCCAGCUGCCCUCGAGCCUUUGCGUCGUGAAUUCCGCGCUCGACUUUAG
Molecule: messenger RNA, 1491 nt
Organism: Penicillium soppii
Lineage: Eukaryota; Fungi; Ascomycota; Eurotiomycetes; Eurotiales; Aspergillaceae
Product: FMN-dependent alpha-hydroxy acid dehydrogenase
Exons: 5
Coding region: 1-1491 (496 amino acids)
Molecular function (GO): heme binding; oxidoreductase activity
Source: RefSeq, a predicted model, not a curated record